Mesorhabditis belari is the source of this 822-nucleotide messenger RNA. NCBI's taxonomy places the organism in Eukaryota, Metazoa, Nematoda, Chromadorea, Rhabditida, Rhabditidae. The record is from the annotation of a GenBank genome assembly.
AUGUGUGAACAAAUCGACAGCUGGACUCUUCCCAACGAGACGCUGGUCGUGAUUCGCCUUUUCACCCUCCCAUUAGCGCUCAUCUUCAACCCAUUAUGCAUUAUUCUCUUACUUUACAAAGCAAAAGUGCUCCUUCGUAGCUACAAGCACCUGUUGAUUUGUGUCUGUCUCAUCGACGCUCUCUUCUCAAUCCUUUAUUUUGUGACGGGUCCGACUCCAAUCAUCGUCGACUCGUCGAUUUACAUGCUAAAUUGUGGCUCAUUUGCUGAAGAUCCGACGCUGAACCGUCUUCUCUUGCAUGCACUUUUUUGUUUGCUUGCUGUUUCUGGAUACACGUUGACGAUUCUUUUCAUCUAUCGAUGUACCCACAUUUGCACCUCUCACUACUUGUAUAUCUUUCAAUCAAGGUGGUUUUGGAUUUUUGUCAGCGUCGGAUUUGCAGUGAUGAUCAGUUUGGCGGAAAACGUUGCAGCGGCUCUGUCGGGUGAAUUCACCUUGACGAAGCUUCAAAAUGAAACAAUCAUCAUUGCCUACAUCGCCAUUCAUCCUUACAAUCAGGAUAACAAGUCAUCCGUGCCCAUCAUCUGUUGUUAUAUCCCAUUCAUUUUUGUGCUUCUCUCCGCGAAUUUCAUCGUCGGAUUGCAGAAAGUGGCCGCUAUUUCUCUGCUGUUCUCGGCUUGGUAUCCCGUUCUCGAUCCCCUAUUGGUCAUCUAUUUUGUUGUCGAUUAUCGUCGUAUCAUUCGUGGAUGUCUUUCACGACUCAAAACCAUCACAAAGAGUCAAGUUCGCGUUCGAGCCGCCAGCUAUGUCGAAAACUCCUUU